UGACAUUGUAAACACAGAGAGUUUGUGAGGGAUUUGUUCCUCAUCCUCCUGACUGGCUGACUCCGACGUCUCCUCUCUUCUCCAUCACCAAACAACAUCAAAGUCUCUCCUUUAGUCUCAAAGAGAUUAGGAGGGAGAGAGAGAGAGGACCCAAGUAAGUUUCAGGCUUUCAAGUACUCUGAGGUUUCAAUUCUGAAUUCCCAAGCAGGGUCUUGACCAUAAAUAAAUUCAAAGUAUUGAAUUUAAUGAACAAAUAAAGUAAACGAAGCAAGGAGGAAAUUCAGAUCGAAGCUAAGCGAGAAACAACGGGGCUGCUUCCCCUUCCACAACUUCACAACAUAGCUUCGGAGCUCUGCUCUCUGAGAUUUUGACACCAACAAACAAUAAAAGACCACGGCUUUAAGCCUUUUAACUUUUGCAAAACCAGAACCACUUGCUUUCUCCAUUACCCAAAUGCCUUCUUCUUCCUUUUCUCUUCGCAGACCCUCUGCCUCUACCUCUACCUCUACCUCUACCUCCUCUGUUUCUUCUCCUUCUGCUUCCUCUGUUUCAGCUCUGAAACAGGACACUGGGGGCUGUUGUGAGCAGAGCCCCAGGCGGCUCACGCGGCAGAAGAAGCUCCGCCACAUCAAUGACCAGGACCUGUGUUUCCCCCUCCCUGAAAAGUCUCGCUCCUCGCCCACUUCGCCCGAAUAUUCCACCCGAAAGUCAACGUCUCCGGAUCGUGAGUCCAAGUCAAACCACUGGUCCUCUUCGGCUGCUGCUGCUCCACAACCCUUGCCUGUACCAGAAUCUCUCGUGAUCGGGAGACCCGGCUCUGUGCCCAAAGAUGGGUACUUCGGCCAUGCGUUCUUCAGGAAAAAAAGAAAUCAAGUUGCCACAACCUCAGCACCACAGAUUUCUAAUUCAAUCAAUAAUCAAGGGGCAUUCUCCUCAGCACCACAGAAUUCUAAUUCAAGCAGUCGUCAAGGGCCAUCCUCCUCUUCACCACAGACUAAUUCAAGCAAUCGUCGAAGGGCAUUAUCUUCCCAAGAUGUAAAUAAUAAUGGUGGGGGUUUUAAUUACAACUUGGGACUGAAUGUUUUUUCUAGGAAAGCUCAGGCAAAUGGUGUCUCAAGUCAUCCUCUUAGCCCACAAAGAUCAAACGUUGUGGAGAUGGAUGGUUUUCCUGUACAUGUUGCCACCACUUCAUCCAUUCAUUGUUCAAGCAAUUGUCAUAGGGGAAAGAGACAGGAGAAUGAAAGUUACAACUUCAGCAAGAGUGCUCCAACAAGUGGGUUUUCAAGUCCUGCAGUUAGCCCUCGAAGAUCAAAGGCGGGGGAUCCUUUUCCUACGUUUGGGGCUUCUCAAGAACAAUAUCAGGAUACCUGUCCUUCAAGGUUAUCACCAAACAAUAUUGCUCAUAGUCCCAGUCAUUCUCCUCUUCCCAGCCCCACAUCUCGAAGUCCACGCUUGAACCACAAAAAUUCAAAUGGAAAUGUAUUUGCGUUGCAUCGUAAAUCAUUCACAGAGGGUUUUUCAGAGAGGGGUGAAAGUAGUAGUCCAGUCAAUGCUCACCCUUUGCCUUUGCCUCCUGGAGCCGUGGUACUUCCACAGCCAUCUAGCAUGCAUCACAAUGCAGAACUUCUGUCCACAUCAUCAAUGAAUGGUCAAUGGCAGAAGGGAAAACUUAUUGGACGAGGUACCUUUGGUAGUGUUUAUCUUGCAACCAACCGAGAGACCGGGGCCUUGUGUGCAAUGAAGGAAGUUGAUCUCAUUCCCGAUGAUCCUAAAUCUGCUGAAUGUAUAAAGCAAUUGGAGCAGGAAAUUAAAGUCCUCCGUGCACUAAAGCAUCCAAAUAUUGUGCAGUAUUAUGGUAGUGAAGUGAUUGAUGAUCACUUCUACAUAUACUUGGAGUAUGUUCAUCCUGGAUCAAUUAAUAAGUACGUCCAAGACCAUAUUGGAGCUAUGACAGAAUCUGUAGUUCGCAAUUUUACUCGCCAUAUCCUCUCUGGGUUGGCUUUUUUGCAUAGCACAAAGACAAUUCACAGGGAUAUAAAGGGUGCAAAUUUGCUUGUUGAUGCAUCAGGCGUUGUUAAACUUGCUGAUUUUGGGAUGGCAAAACAUCUUAAUGGACGCUCAUACAAUCUUUCUCUGAAGGGCAGUCCAUACUGGAUGGCUCCUGAGGUCAUAAAGGCUGUGAUGCAGAAUAAUGCUGAUCCUGAUCUUGCUUUGGCUGUUGAUAUAUGGAGCUUGGGUUGCACAAUCGUUGAGAUGUUCAACGGAAAACCUCCUUGGAGUGAAUUUACAGGACCUCAAGCUAUGUUCAAGGUUCUGAACACAACCCCAGAUAUACCAGAAACAUUAUCUGCAGAGGGAAAGGAUUUCCUCAGUUGGUGUUUCCGUAGGAACCCUGCCGAGAGACUAUCAGCCAAUCAGCUACUAGAGCAUCCUUUUGUACGAAAUCCACAUGAUCAAACUGUCUCACACUAUGCCCAGAAUUUUGCUCUGAUGAACCUAAUAGAUAAAUUGCAUAGUCCGAGGGACCAUACUAAGCCAAAAAAUGGGCGAUAUUGAUCUCUCCACACACUUCCAGUUGAGAGGUGGCUUUGCACCAUUCUUCAUACCAUGUGCUCGAGGAUCAUCCCUGUCCCUAAACUAAUUGCAGCCCUUGUUCAAGUUAAAGCUUCCAGCCGUAAGCAUUUUAAAGACUCAUGGAAGGGAAGACCCAAACCUAGGACCCAUAUGUUUUUGGAAGAAAUGGAGCCAAGUUUCUCUCAUGCAGUAUCUGGAAGAUGCUAGCUUUUCUUUGGAAAUAUGCCAGCGUGCAGCACUAGUGGAGAUUUUUCCGUUGCCCAUUUCACCUUUGCUGCCUUUGGUGAAGGUACAUGGCUUUAUCAGUGAACCGAGUAGGAUUUGGAAGCUGGUUAUUUUAUUCCUCAUCAAGUUGAGGACUUUCAACUAAUAUGAUGGGUUCCUGCUUUGAGGGAUGACUCUUCUUUUUUUCUUUUUUUUUUAGUGGUCUCCCUUUUGAGAAUGUCACGUGGAGCUAAGAUCAGUAGAAAAAAAAUAGAGUGCAUAUAUUUACAUAGAACAGGUGAUGGAGCUCAUAUUAAUUUGUAAAUACGAAUUUGUGUAGCAAUUAACAUUUAAUUGAAUCCAUGAAGCUGGCUUAUAGAAAAUUUCAAAUA
Molecule: messenger RNA, 3170 nt
Organism: Prunus mume (Japanese apricot)
Lineage: Eukaryota; Viridiplantae; Streptophyta; Magnoliopsida; Rosales; Rosaceae
Product: mitogen-activated protein kinase kinase kinase 5-like
Biological process (GO): MAPK cascade; protein phosphorylation
Cellular component (GO): cytoplasm
Molecular function (GO): ATP binding; MAP kinase kinase kinase activity
Source: RefSeq, a predicted model, not a curated record